Molecule: messenger RNA, 1589 nt
Organism: Paraglomus brasilianum
Lineage: Eukaryota; Fungi; Glomeromycota; Glomeromycetes; Paraglomerales; Paraglomeraceae
Source: the annotation of a GenBank genome assembly
CCAGAAUGGGCCAGACGUUCACGUCUACCGUAGGCACCAUUGAAGUCAAACCUGACCAAGUCAGGGACAUUGACGAUAUUGAGCGGAACGGACGCGUGUUCAGCGACGGAUGUGGGAAAAUCUCCCACAGUCUAGCUGAGAAGGCGAUAAAAAGGUAUUGGGGCAAGCGAGAUAUUAUAGAUAAGGAAAUUCCGUCGGUAUAUCAAAUAAGAUUCCGUGGAUGUAAGGGCGUUGUUGCCAUUGACAAGGAGUUGGAAGGAGAUGUUCUCUGCAUACGACCGAGCCAAAGAAAAUUCGAAUCGUACGAAUUGUAUACUCUAGAAAUAGCGAAAACAGUAAAAGCCCCUCAGCAGGGACAUUUGAAUAGGCAGAUUAUAUUGCUUUUAUCGAACCUCAAAAUCCCCGAUAGUGCGUUUCUAGAACUACAGAACAAUCAUCAGUCAUUUAUCGAAUCUAUGAUGCAGGAUUCGAAACGCGCUGCAGAAGUGAUUCGCCAGAUCAGUAGGGACGGGUCACAUCAAACAAGGACAAUAUUAGAAAUGCUCAAAGCGGGAUUGAUGGAUGAAGAAGAGCCAUUUCUAGAAGCAAUGCUCGAAGUAAAAAAGCUAUUUACGUUAAAAGAUUUAAGAAAUAAAGCCCGAAUCGAGGUACCAUCGACGUUCCUUUUAAUGGGAGUGAUGGAUGAGACCGGGAUCUUGGAACCCGACCAGAUAUACGUUCAAACGUCAACUAUAACAUCGGAGCAUCAAUCCUUCAAAGGGGAAAAAAAAGUGCGAAGGGAACACCGUGUAUGGACAGGAAGGUCUAUUGUAACACGAAACCCAUGUCUGCACCCAGGCGACAUAUCUGUAUUAUGGGCCGUAGAUGUGCCGGAAUUGAGUCACCUGAGAAACUGCAUAGUUUUCUCACAAAAUGGAGACUCGCCCGUAGUCAAUUCUAUGGCUGGAGGUGAUCUAGAUGGGGACGAAUUUUUCGUGUCUUUUGAUGGGCGGUUAAUACCGACAGAGACGUACGAAAGUCUGGAUUAUGACGCCCCGCCAAGAAAAGAAUUAGAUAGGCCCGUAACUGUUUACGACAUUGCAGAAUUUUUUCGCGAUUUCAUGGAGAACGAUCGGCUGGGGACGAUAUGCAAUAACCACUUGAUGUUAGCCGAUCAAAAAGACCUUGGAGUAUUUUCCCCGGAAUGCAUCGACUUGGCCAUAAAGGCAUCCAUGGCCGUGGACUUUAACAAGACAGGCGUUCCUGUCACAGGGCGGUUACCUACGUCCCAGAAGUCUCCUGACUUUAUGGAGAAUCAGACAAAAAUCAAAUACGAAUCCCAGAAAAUUCUGGGAAAACUAUAUCGAAACAUAGAUUUAAAUGAACAUCGCGAUAAUGAAAAGCGAUAUUACAGAAAAUUUCCGAUUGAACCAUUUGAUCGAUUUGUUGAGGACGGCUACAUUGAGUACAUUAAUGAUGCGUUAGCGCAACGAGACAGUUAUAAUCAGGAAGUUCGUAACCUGAUGCAACGACACAAGAUAAAGUCUGAACCGGAAGUGUUCACGGGGAGUCUUUUAAGCGUGAAAACAUGUGGUCGACAUUUGUACGAU